This is a messenger RNA of Tuber melanosporum (Perigord truffle), 2945 nucleotides long. RefSeq lists its product as uncharacterized. Gene Ontology annotation, molecular function: translation release factor activity; GTP binding; GTPase activity. Gene Ontology annotation, cellular component: translation release factor complex. Bases 489 to 2681 code for a protein of 730 amino acids. NCBI's taxonomy places the organism in Eukaryota, Fungi, Ascomycota, Pezizomycetes, Pezizales, Tuberaceae. Gene Ontology annotation, biological process: translation; nuclear-transcribed mRNA catabolic process, deadenylation-dependent decay; translational termination. The record is from RefSeq and is a predicted model, not a curated record. The transcript is spliced from 6 exons.
CUCUUUACAGUAGUUGGUAUACAGGAAAAUGUUCGAGGAGUUGCCGGUACUAUUGUCGUGACAUUAUUAGACAAAAUUAAUACUCGAGUACGUGUGCCAGUACUAGUACAGUACAGUACCAAGCACAAGUACUCGAGUACGGCAGGUUUGCGAGCUGUGUCUCUCUGCCCCACCAGAGAACUUUCUUUUUCUCGCCACUCAGAAAAAAAACCCCCACCAAAAGUGUCAAUACCUGCCCGCAACCUAACGUCAACUCUCAAAAGCACUUCCCUCUUCAGUCCCUCUUUUCUUCCGUCUUGGUAUCAUAUCGUAUCAUACCCAGGCCUCAUCAAUACUCUUCACAAAUCUGGGCUCGCUUGUCAACAAGUUUGAUAUUUUCCCUCCCCCCUUCUUUUUCUUCUCUACAUCUCUCGCACCAUCCAAGACGUCGCUUGCCGACGUUCGAAUUCUUUUUGACAGGACAGCAACGACCCCUCACUACCCUCAUCAUGUCUGGAAACACGCCAAACUCAUGGGAGGAUGCGGCCGGGGACGACAAUGACCUGGCUCGACAAGCACAAGAUCAGUUGAACUUGAACCGACCGCAGCAGCAGCAGCAAGGUUCGGGAUUUAGACCGUCGUACAAUGCCCCGACAUUCCAGCCCGGUGCUGCUUCGUUCACGCCUGGAGCUCCUGCCUUCACUCCUGGGGCCGGUAGCUAUGGCCAGGCUGGGUACGGAGCCGGAUAUGGGCAACAAUAUCCUCAGUAUGGGCAGUACGGUCAGUAUGGUAUGCAAGGAGGGUACGAGCAAUAUGGACAACAGUACGGAAAUUAUGGUGGUGGAUAUGGGCAACAAGCUGCAUACGGACAACAGCCUGGCCAGUUUUCUGGAUACCAGCAACAACAGCAGCAACAACAGCCUUACCGACCGCCACACAUUCUUCGUCAACAACAACAGCAGGCAGCUCCACAGGCUGCUAAAAAGCAGGACUCAGCACCAGCUUCCGGAACUUCUUCUCCAACCCCUUCCAAGAGCGGGACCUCUACCCCUAUCACUACUACAUCCGCCGCCGCUGCUCCAAAGGUGCUCAAGAUUGGGGGUGAUGCAGCUCCAAAGGUUUUGAAGAUUGGCGGAGAUCCUGCACCCUCACACAAGAGGGAGCCGGAUAAUAAGCCAGUUUCUGGCUCCGGUGUUGCUGCUAAUAAGGCCGUUGCUGCUUCCCUAGCUGGAGGAAGUGGAAAGACGAGCCCAAGCCCUGGUGGACCUCCUGUUGGGAAGUCAUCCCCUGCCCCAACUGCCGCAGGGAAGGCGGCCCAGCUAGCUGCGGAAAAGCGAGAAGCGGAUGCUGUGGCAAGGGCGCAAGAGGACGAAAUCGAUGACUCUGUUAUUGAGGAGCUUUACGGGAAGGAACACGUAAAUCUCAUCUUUAUUGGUCACGUCGAUGCUGGAAAAUCAUCUCUUGGAGGGGCAAUUCUAUACGCCACAGGGAUGGUGGAUGAGCGCACUAUGGAAAAAUAUAAGCGUGACGCCAAAGAACAGGGUCGUGAAUCAUGGUAUCUCUCAUGGGCCCUCGAUUUGACAAAGGAGGAACGCGCAAAGGGCAAAACUGUUGAAGUUGGGCGUGCAUAUUUCGAGACCGAGAAGCGACGAUAUACUGUCCUUGACGCCCCAGGUCACAAGAAUUAUGUUCCUAACAUGAUUGGUGGCGCUUCACAGGCCGAUGUUGGAAUAUUGGUCAUUUCUGCUAGAAAGGGAGAGUAUGAGACAGGAUUCGAGAAAGGAGGACAAACUAGAGAACACGCGGUUUUGGCCAGAACCCAGGGUGUAAACAAAUUAAUCGUAGCGGUUAAUAAGAUGGACGACCCAACCGUCUGCUGGAGCAAGGAACGCUUUGAUGAAUGCACGACCAAGCUCACACAAUUCCUCAAGGGAACAGGUUACAGUACUAAGACAGAUUUGAUGUUCAUGCCACUAUCCGCACUGACUGGUGCUAAUUUGAAGACACGAGUUGCUGAAGAUGUUUGCCCCUGGUAUUCUGGGCCAUCGCUCCUGGAAUACCUAGAUAACAUGAAAACAUUGGAGCGUAAACUCAAAACACCAUUCAUGAUGCCUAUCAGCGGAAAGUACAAGGAUAUGGGAACCGUGAUUGAAGGGAAGGUGGAGUCCGGCUUCAUCAAGAAAAAUUCUAGCCUCGUGAUGAUGCCUGGAAAGACACCUCUCGAAAUUGUCGCCAUCUACGGGGAAACAGAGGAAGAGCUCCCCCAUGCUCAAUGUGGGGAUCAAGUGCGUCUGCGAGUACGGGGAAUCGAGGAAGAAGACGUCAUUCCAGGAUUUGUCCUUUCGAGCCCUAAGAAGCCCAUUCACUGCGUCACUGCAUUCGAAGCGCAAAUUCACAUCCUAGAACUUAAGAGUAUAUUGACGGCCGGUUUCAACUGUGUUAUGCAUGUUCACACAACCAUCCAGGAGGUCACAUUCGCUGCGUUACUGCAUAAACUCGAGAAAGGAACGGGAAGAAAGAGUCGAAAGCCCCCAGCGUUUGCCAAUAAGGGGCAAGCAAUUAUCGCUCGCCUUGAGUCGGCAACUGGAUCACUGUUCCCCAUCGAGAGGUAUGAAGACUAUCAACAGCUUGGCCGUUUCACUCUCCGUGAUCAGGGACAAACAAUUGCCAUCGGUAAGGUCACAAAGUUGAUCGUAGAAUAAAAGGUCUUAGAGCCAAUCACGCCUGUACGGCUACAAAAGCUUGCACUCUAAGAACCACAUCAUGACACCCUUUCGGCGAGUGCGUUCACCUUUCUCGUUCCGAUGGUAGGAGUGUGCGAGUAGGGUUGGGUACAUGGAACCUGGGGUAGUGUUUUUGUUCCUUUUCUUCUUUCUUUGAGGCAUGCCCGGGGGACUUAAUGGAUGGAGGGGUAAACAUGUUCCUCUAGACCAAUUCGAAAGCUAUAAAUGCAAAGUUUUGUGGUA